AUGUUUUGUGUUAUUAGGGGUGUUAAUGAUUGCGGCGAUAAAAGUGAUGAACAAGAUUGCGCAAACCACGUGAAACUUGAUCAAUGCACUUUGGAUAACAAAAAAUUCUUGUGUAGCAACAAUAAAACUUGCAUAGAUAUUCACUCGGUAUGUGAUAAUAAGUUAGAUUGUCCCGAUUAUUCUGAUGAAGGAAAACAGUGCAGUUCGUCUGCAAUAUCAUGUAACAAUAACAAAUGUUCUCAUACAUGUAUAUCACUUCCAACCGGUCCAAAAUGUUUGUGUCCGAAUGGUUACCAUACGCUUGAUGAUUCGAAUUGUUUGGAUAUUAAUGAAUGUACAACUUAUGGAUUUUGUGACCAAAAAUGUAGAAACCUUCCUGGAUCAUACCAAUGUUACUGUGAUGAUAAAUACACACUCCAAGCCGAUAAAAAAACAUGUAAAGCAACUGGCAAAAGUGCAAUAAUGGUCUUUAGUUCCAAGCAGGAAAUUCGAGCUUUAACCUUAGAUUCUUUGGAUUAUUUUACAGUGGCUAAAGAUUUACGACAAGUAGUCGGAAUAGCAUACGACGGAAAUCAUAUCUACUGGACAGACAUAUUUACUGGACAUGAAUCUAUAUCGAGGUCUCUUGAAGAUGGAUCGAAUAGGGAGGUUUUGGUAACAUCUGGAUUAAGUCUACCAGAGGAUCUAGCAUAUGAUUGGUUAACUGGUAAUAUUUAUUUCACCGAUGCUCUCAAACAACAUAUUGGAGUGUGUUCCAAUAAUGGUCACCAUUGUACAGUACUAGUCAAUAAAGAUAUUCGAAAACCACGUGGGAUUGUUGUAAAUGUGGAAGCUGGAGAUAUGUAUUGGUCUGAUUGGGGUGUACCAGCAGCAAUUGGAUAUUCACUUAUGGAUGGUUCCCGGGACAGACCGUUUGUCACCAAUAAUAUACACUGGCCCAAUGGUUUGGCUCUAGAUCAACCUAACUCUCGGCUUUAUUGGACUGACGCUAAAAAGAUGACACUAGAAAGUAUUAAUUUAGACGGAACUGAUCAAAGGAUCGUUUUGGAAGGAAUAGUGAAACAUCCAUAUGCCAUCGCUGUGUUUGAAAACAAACUUUAUUGGUCAGAUUGGGACUCUCAUACCAUUCAAACUUGUGAUAAGUUUAAUGGUAAAAAUCAUCGUACACUCGUGGAAGAACAUAAAAAUUUAAUCUAUGGAAUCAGUAUUUUUCACUAUGCUCUCAAAAAGCGUCUAGUGAAUCCUUGUGAGCACGCUUCCUGUAGUGACAUUUGUUUAUUGAAGGCUCAAUCAUAUGCUUGUGCGUGCCCAGAGAAUAAAGUUUUGGAUACGGAUGGUCAUACGUGCAAAGAAGUACAACCAACGCAAGAACUUGUAGGAGGAACUGGACACGUGUUGGUAUCAAUUAAACAUCAAUUUCUAGGCAAACACGAUGUAACAUUCCUACCAGACCUGGUGAAACACGUAGGAAGCUUAGCAUUUGAUAGCUAUAAAAACAUUUUGUAUGUAAGCGAUUUGGAAACAAAAUGUAUAGUUGCGCUUAACAUGAACGUCGGAGUUAGCAAAACUCUUGAGAUCGACGGUCUUGGCAGAGUUACUUCAAUGGAUUUUGAUCCAAAAAGUAAUAAUUUAUACAUUUGCGAUACGGAGAGGCUAGUCGUAGAAAUAAUUGAUAUGAAUAAUCUAGAAAGAAAAAUAAUUGUCCAUGACACAUUUGGAGAAAGUCCUGAAAGCAUUGCGUUGGUACCGGAAGAUGGGAUCAUGUUUGUUAGCUUUAAACAAGGGAAAUUGGGAAAUAGCCACAUCGACCGUUUUUUCAUGGAUGGUACUGGAAGAACUCACGUCAUCGAAAACAAUUUAGUGGGCCCAGUUCGUGUAGUAUACGACCACAGUCUUUAUAGAAUUUUCUUUGCCGAUCUAAGUACUGGGGUAAUAGAAUCUACUAACUCGGCCGGUGACGAUAGACAUCAUAUUCGUACUCUGACUACCCAUCCAGUAAGUAUAGCGGUUUUGAAAGAUGAUCUAUUGUGGACAAAUCUUGACUCCAAGGAUUUAAAUUGGUCUGAAAAAAGAUCUAGCGAGUCUCAUCAGAAAAAAAUUACGCUAGGUUUUAAAGAGGAUAACGUCAACAUCCACUUAGUGUCAGUAACACGUAAACAAUUAGAAAUCAAUAGCUGUCGUGUUAAUAAUAAUGGAUGUAGUCAUCUUUGUCUUCAAUCCCAUAAAUCGAUAAUUUGUGCAUGUCCAGCUGGAUGGGAGCUAUCGGCAAAUGGUUUUACAUGUAAUAAAAGGUUAACCUGCGACAAUAAAAAGAUGCUUUGUCCUCAUUCCAAUACUUGCGUUUUGAAGAACUUAAGGUGCAAUGGUUUUAAAGACUGCGCAUUUGGUGAAGAUGAAUGGGAUUGCCAAACUGUUUCCCAAUGUUUACCUGGCCAGUAUAAAUGCGACGAUGGACAGUGCAUCAGCGAAGAUUUGGUCUGCAAUCAUAGUUAUGACUGUAAAGAUAAGUCGGAUGAGUAUGGAUGUGCAGAUAAAAACAAAAAACUAGGAUGUCCUCCCAGACAUUUUACCUGUAAGAGCUCCGAAUGCAUUUCUGAACGAUUUGUAUGUGAUAAUUUCCAUGAUUGCGAUGAUGGAUCAGAUGAAUUAAACUGCGAAAAUAAUAUUUGUUUGGAAUCUCAGUUUAGGUGUGAUGUCGGAACUUGCAUACCAAAAGAUUGGGAAUGUGAUGGAGAAUAUGACUGUACUGAUAGUUCAGAUGAGCAUUGUUCUUCAGAAGUUUGUCAAUCCAACUAUUUCAAGUGUGACAACAACAGAUGUAUCGAUCCUAAGCUUCAGUGUGAUGGGUUUGAUGACUGCGGUGAUCACUCUGAUGAAAAAUUCGAGAAAUGUUUGCAUCACUUGAGAGCACCAAAAUGUACAUUUGAAGAAUUCGCAUGUUCCACUAAUACUUCCAUUUGCUUUCCAAAAUCAGCCAAAUGUAACGGAACAUCAGAAUGCCCGAAUAAGGAAGACGAAAAGGAUUGUUCAAAAUGCGAAGAAGACGAAUUUGAGUGCAAGAAUAAGCAUUACAGAGAAUGUAUUCCUAGAUCCUGGAUGUGUGAUGGUACAGAUGAUUGCGGUGAUAAUAGUGAUGAGAGUAUGGAAACAUGUUCUUCAAGACUUAAAACUGUGGUAAAUACCACUGGUGUUGCUGAUUCGUGUCUAACGGGAUAUAGAUGUCAUAGCGGUGCAUGCAUAAAUAUGACCUCAGUAUGCAAUAACAAACAUGAUUGUUUUGAUGGCUCUGAUGAAGAUGGACUCUGUUCUUCAUCUUGUAUCGGUGUAAAAAAUUCUUGCAAUCAAAUAUGCGUAAAAACACCAUCUGGACCAAGAUGUGAAUGUAAACCUGGAUAUAAGUUGUUAGGAGAUGGAAAAACUUGUAUUGAUGAUAAUGAAUGCCAAACGGAUCCACCAAUCUGUAGUCAGUUAUGUCACAAUAAAGAAGGAGGCUAUUCUUGCGAUUGUUACAAUAAUUUCCUUUUAAGUUCUAAUAAAAAAUCUUGUAAGGCUCACGGACCACGAAUGACCAUAUACUUAGUGAUUUACGGAAACCAAAUCCGUCACCUAAUUCCUAAAUCAAACACAAUGGCUGUUCUUUACACCAAUCCAAUGCUAAAAAUCUCCAGCUUGGAUACUCUGGUUAAACCAGGACUAAUAUUCUUCAGUUCUUAUGAAACUCAAGCUAUUUAUAAACUUGAUACCAACACAAACAUGAUGCACUACAUCAGAAACGUAGGUUUCCCUAGAAAAAUCGCAGUUGAUUGGUCCACUCAAAACAUUUAUUACUUCGACACUGAUAUUAAUGGCCGGUCUAUUAGUAUUUGCAGUUUUGAAGAAAAGUGUGCUAAGUUGAUAAAUAUUGAAUCGUCUCGAGAUGUAACUGCCUUAGCUGUUGAUUCCGUCAAUAAAUUACUGUUCUACGUGUUGAGGAAUUCUUGGGUAUUAGAAACACCAAGCUUCGUAAUAUAUAGUGUAAAUUUGGACGGAUCUAAUAGACAAGAAAUAGUAAAAACAACAACAGGUAAUGUUGAAGAUAUAACUUUCGAUAUUAACAAGAAACUUUUAUACUACACUAAUAAACAAGAUGGAAGUAUAUAUGAAGUAAGUUACAAAGCCGAAUCAGUUAAACCUGUAUUUUCAAACAUCUCUCAACCAGAAGGUCUUAAAUUUUUCGAAAACCAAUUAUACUAUACUGCUGCCACUGGUUAUAUAGUCAGUUGUAAGCUAUAUGGAGACAAAUCCUGCAGUCCCAGAUACAAAUUACACACUUUUGCCAGUGGUCAAUUUGUCAUUGAACAGGAAUCGCUUCAGCUUAAAAUAAAAAAUGUUUGUACUAGACACAAAUGUCCAUACUUAUGUGUACCAGCAGAAACAGGUUAUAGAUGUCUGUGCCACGACGGAAAAGUUAGUAAUCAUUCAGAAAUAUGUGGUGAAAAUGAUGGCAAUCAGUCAGGAAAUAAUAACAAGUUUGCUGUACACACUACUCCAAUACAGACGGCAUCCGAUAAAUACUCCGGAGCAGUGGUAUCAGCAAUAUUAGUUCCACUACUAUUAGUUUUCUUUGGAGCAGUAUUUUAUUAUUUGCUAAAAAAGAAGCGUCAUACUUCCUUAAAUAUACGCAUGCGAUUUCAAAACCUACUCUACGAAAAACCUGUCGAAGACCAGUACACCACGAGUACACAAAUCCUAUAAUUGUGAUCGAAAUAGGAAGUUAUGAGGACUAUGCGAAAGAUGGUAGCAGAAUUUUAAACGUCAGUUGUGUUUGUUAAGUUUGCAUAUUUUUGUUGCGUCAUUCUUUGUAAUGUUUAAUUUAAUCUAAAGUGGCCCACAAAUUGCGUUAUUGUUCGACAGUUUUGUUCGAACAAAACUGUCGUUCUUGCUCGCUUGCAAAAAUGACGCAAUAAUUAUUUUGUUCGAACAGACUUUCUCGACAGACUUUUGUUCGAACAAAACUGUCGAGAAAUAACGCAAUUUAUCGGACGCUAUUAACGUUAUUUUAAUCUUUUGAAGUGUAUUUAAAUCAAAAGAGCUCUUACACUUCACAAAUACACAUAGUUUCAAAAGUUAUGCAUCACCCCUCGUAUUCACGAUAUUUACGCUUUUAUAAAUCCGUAUCUUUAUCACAUAUUUAUUGAGCCUUUUUUAUAAAAAUAUACCUUUUUUGGUUUUUUAUUAUAUUUGAAUACCUAUUUAAUUGACCUGGUUUUGCCAAGGUGUAAACAUUUGAAAAAUUUAUUCUGGUGAAAUUUUUGAAAACGUGAUUAAAAAUGAAUGGUACAUUAAUUUAUGAGUUGGACCGUAUAAGAAUUAUCGAUUUAGUUGAGAAGAAGGCCAUUCACAGCGGUUCGUGGAGAAAAGAGUGGGUAUUUCUCAGAGUGAUGUCUCACGGAUAUGGAAUAGGUUGCUGGAGACAAACUCGAUACGGAAUAGAGUAGGUCUGGUAGACCCCGAGUUACCAAUGAUCAACAGAAUAGAUAUAUCAGAAUUUCCAACCGUAGAAAUUCUUCUAUGUCUGUACCAGCCCUCCAAAGAGAAUUCAGGCAUGCUACAGGAGUCAGAGUAUCGUUGUCUACAAUAAGAAGAAGAAUUUUAGACUCAGGUUUGAGGAGACGCCGACCAAUAAGAGUUCCUCAGCUACAAUCUAGAUAUAUUUUGGACCGCCUUCAGUGGACUCAAGAACACAUACAGCUCCCCGAACAGUUUUGGAAUUUUGUGCUUUUUUCAGACGAAACCAGAAUCUAUUUAAAUAGUGAUAACCGGCGAAUUCGUGUGUGACUAGUUGUGCAGUUCUUGUUGGCUCUCGCCACACACGAAUUCGCCGGGUAUCACUAUUUAAAUAGAUUCUGGUUUCGUCUGAAAAAGCACAAAAUUCCAAAACUGUUCGGGGAGCUGUAUGUGUUCUUGAGUCCACUGAAGGCGGUCCAAAAUAUAUCUAGAUUGUAGCUGAGGAACUCUUAUUGGUCGGCGUCUCCUCAAACCUGAGUCUAAAAUUCUUCUUCUUAUUGUAGACAGCGAUACUCUGACUCCUGUAGUAUGCCUGAAUUCUCUUUGGAGGGCUGGUACAGACAUAGAAGAAUUUCUACGGUUGGAACGUUUUCAAAAAAUUUCACCAGAAUAAAUUUUUCAAAUGUUUACACCUUGGCAAAACCAGGUCAAUUAAAUGGGUAAUCAAAUAAAAAAAAACAAAAAUGGUAUAUGUUUUAUAUAAAAAGGCCCAUUAAAUAUGUGAUAAAGAUACGGAUUUAUAAAAGCGUAAACAUCGUGAAUACGAGAGGUGAUGCAUAACUUUUGAAACUAUGUGUAUUAAAUUCACAAUUCAUGAUAAUAAUUACAUUGUCGAACACAUUAAAAUCAAAAUGGAUACGAAUUAAUGUUGAUCCCUAUAUCGAAAAAAAAAAAAAGAGUUUAAACAUAAUAUUCAUAAAUAAAUAUAUAGAUAAAAUUGUAAUGCUGUAAAAAAUAUCCUCUGUAUUGUUACUAAAGUUGUCUACCAACAGGUGCAUUUGUCAACAUGAAAUUACAUUAUUAUAGAAUAGGUUAAACGCAUAGUUAUUUAGGUACAUUUUAAUAAAAUUUUAUGAACUUUAAAAUGUAUUUUGUUGUCUAAAUAAAAAGAAAAUAAAUAAA
Molecule: messenger RNA, 6669 nt
Organism: Diabrotica virgifera virgifera (western corn rootworm)
Lineage: Eukaryota; Metazoa; Arthropoda; Insecta; Coleoptera; Chrysomelidae
Product: putative vitellogenin receptor
Exons: 21
Coding region: 1-4734 (1577 amino acids)
Molecular function (GO): calcium ion binding; protein binding
Source: RefSeq, a predicted model, not a curated record